AGUACAAGUAAACGGACGCUGAACAAACGCUCUGUUUCCUAAAGUCGGUCAAUUUAGGUCACGGUGAUUUUCAGAGUGUCCAUCGACACCAGAGGGUGGCGUUAGUGUUCGUGAGCGUGGUUUUGGAUGGAGUGGGUUGUGUCUGUGUUGUAGUUGAUAGUAAAUGAGGAGUUAAGAGUUCAUAUGGUGCAGAGACGCGUGCGCCGAUUGGAGUAUUAAAGGCAAAUAUGAACAUCCGCUGUUGUUUAUGGUCCUGAAACAAAUCAGAAUCAUUGCUUGAGUCGUCUUGGGAGAAGCUACAACAACAGCUGUCGCUCCAUCAUGGCGGGCGACAUGAUGCUCCUGAUGCGAGGCUUGGCCAAGCUCAGCCAGGCCGUGGUUGAGACGCAGAGCGGCGCCCUACGCAGCGGGACAGGUCUUCCGGGUGUGGGCGCUGCGGUCCAAAGCUUCCAGUCGGCGGCGGAGCAAGGCCUCUCGAUGGCCGUGAUGAAAGUACAGGAGAUGUCAGGGCAGCAGCAAAUGUCGUCGACGGAGUCGGACUUUCUCCAGGAUGACUUUGCUGCAUCAGAGUUCAGGGAGGAAGACUUUAUGGCAGAUCAGCAAGGAAGUGAGAAGGAGGCGGCGUCAUUAUUUGAGGGCUACAAGGAUCCUUCCAGAGAGUUUCGUGGUGGUGGCGGCGGGCAGACCAGAUCGUACCACCAGGACGCUCGACGUUUUAUGGGGAGCCAACAGUGGCUUCAAGGAGACGCUGGACCCUCAGUGCGACAGCAACGCGGCUACCAUCAGGACCCGUCCUCCGUCAGCGGGCUGACGGCCGAAGACCUGGAGAAAGCCAGACAAAGCAAGACUGACAUGAAACCGCACAAGCAGAUGCUGAGCGAGAGAGCCCGAGAGCGGAAGGUGCCCGUCACUCGCCUCAGCAGACUGGCUAAUUUUGGAGGUUUGGCUGUAGGUUUGGGCAUUGGCGCCUUGGCGGAGGUUGCCAAGAAGACCAUCAGGCAUAAUGGUGCAGCAGGUGAACAUAAAAAGUCCGUCCUGGACUCCAGUCCCUUUCUGUCCGAGGCCAACGCCGAACGCAUCGUGAGAACUUUGUGCAAAGUCCGAGGGGCGGCCCUGAAACUUGGACAGAUGCUCAGCAUUCAAGAUGAUGCAUUCAUCAACCCGCAGCUGGCCAAGAUAUUCGAGCGAGUGCGGCAGAGCGCCGACUUCAUGCCUAUCAAGCAAAUGACGAAAGCCUUAAACAGCGAUUUGGGUCCAAACUGGCGAGACAAGCUGGAGUCUUUCGAGGAGCGUCCUUUCGCAGCGGCGUCCAUCGGCCAGGUCCACCUGGCCAGGUUGAAGGACGGCCGGGAGGUGGCCAUGAAAAUUCAGUACCCCGGUGUGGCCCAAAGCAUCAACAGUGAUGUCAACAAUCUGAUGACAGUGCUGAAUAUGAGCAACGCGCUGCCUGAAGGUCUGUUUCCAGAGCACCUGAUAGACGUGAUGAGGAGGGAGUUGGCGCUGGAGUGCGACUACAUCAGAGAGGCUCAGUGUGCUAAGAAAUUUAGGGAGCUGCUGAAGGACCACCCCUUCUUCUACGUGCCGGAGGUGAUCGAUGAACUCAGCAGCCGCCAUGUUCUCACCACAGAGCUGGUCCCUGGAUUUCCACUGGACCAGGCCGAGGGCCUCCCGCAGGAGCUGAAGAACACGAUCUGUGAGAACAUCCUGAUCCUGUGCCUCAGAGAGCUGUUUGAGUUCCGCUACAUGCAGACCGAUCCCAACUGGUCCAAUUUUUUGUACGACCCACAAACGCACAAGGUGGCGCUGCUGGACUUUGGAGCCACCAGAGGAUUCGAUCAAAGCUUCACCGACAUCUACAUAGAAGUGAUCCGCUCGGCCGCCUUGGGGGACCGAGAAGGCGUUAAGAAUAAAUCCAUCGAGAUGAAGUUUCUCACUGGCUACGAAUCCAAGGCCAUGGUGAACGCCCACGUGGACGCGGUGAUGAUCCUGGGCGAGGCCUUUGCGUCGUCUGACGCCUUUGACUUCGGCGCCCAAUCCACCACCGAGCGCAUCCACAACCUCAUCCCCGUCAUGCUGCGCCACCGCCUGACCCCGCCCCCAGAGGAGACGUACUCCCUGCACCGCAAGAUGGGCGGUUCCUUCCUCAUCUGCUCCCGCCUCCACGCCAAGCUGCGCUGUAAGGACAUGUUCCACGCCGCCUACCAACGCUACUGGGAGGGGCGCACGCCGCCAUCCAGCUCAGCCUGAAUGAUGUUUUGCUCUUUUUUUCUGUCUUUUGACGGACGGGUCCGAGGACCAAUCGCAAAUGCCAAAUAUUUGUGGAGGCGGUGAGGUUUUAAAGCACACACUUUGUAUGUUUUGGACAGCAAAGUUGGGAUGAGACGUGGGCUGGGCCAGGACUGAAAGCGCUCAUGUUGGCAUUUUUAUCUCUGCUGCAUUUUUGCUAUUGUUGAUAGGCCUUCAGGACAAUCAGGGUACCAGAAGACACCUUCAGGAACACCGUGAGCAAUAAUAAUAGUAAAAGGACGACAUCGGCCAGUGUGGACCGGGACUUAACGUGUCCAUGUCCUCAGUUUUUCUGCUUCAGCCUUUAAAUGAGCACAAUCAACGUACACUGGAAAUGCAAAGUUUGUUGAUUUCAGUUUUUGUAGGCUAAAUAUAGCGAGCAUUAAGUUUUAAAUGAAGCUCAGGGUGAUUUUACUCCUAUAUAAUGUCUACAGAAAUAUAUCCAUUUUCCUCCAUUUUUUGUGGGACCUGGUGGGAGCGUUUGGAUGUAAGUAGGUGAUUAAAAACAAAGAUGAUUGCAGUGA
This is a messenger RNA of Doryrhamphus excisus (bluestripe pipefish), 2810 nucleotides long. It is a transcript of the gene coq8aa, whose product is annotated as coenzyme Q8A, genome duplicate a. Lineage: Eukaryota; Metazoa; Chordata; Actinopteri; Syngnathiformes; Syngnathidae. Gene Ontology annotation, biological process: ubiquinone biosynthetic process. The record is from RefSeq and is a predicted model, not a curated record.